AUGACAAAUUUACAAUUUGAUGAGUUCAUCGAUAAAAUGAAUAAUAUAUCAUAUGCGGAAGACUGGUUGUUUAAUGAGCCCGAAAGGAACAUACUGCAAUUAUUCAAACCCGAAGCCAUGAUCUUCACGAUGGCAAGAGCUACGACCGCGCACGAUGUGUUGAGUCGAACACUGGAUCAAAUAGAUACAGAGAUCAAUGGGUAUCUACCCGAGAUCGUUGUAAAGACCUUCGUUCUUUUUAAGGCUGCGAUACAAAGGCUCCAUACAAGCAUGAAGUAUGCAAUAUGGGACAUCAGAACCAUAUACAACAAGCUGAUAAGCUAUUACGUUCAUUCAGAAAAUUUACCCAGUCACCAGCUGAUGAACCCGUUCUAUGGUGACACAACCAAGGAUGAGACAGAUCUAAAGGAUGAUUUUUCCAGGGCAUAUAUGCUAUUCCGACAACAACAGCUGAAUCGUAUCAAAGCAGGCACCCAUUCCGAUAGAUAUACGAUUGACGAUGAUGGGACAGGCAACGUCGAUUUCCUCAGAGAAGCAAUCGCCGCUAUAGUGGCGGGUCGCCUGAGCACAAUAGAUUCGAUCAACCACAUUCUUCUUCCCACCAUCAGGCGCGAGGUGACUACCAAGUUAGACGACAAAAAGAAAACAAUCCAGUAUUACUACGGCAGCCUCUUCCUCAUGUUCCUCAAAUCAAAGAACAUCAGGCGCGCGAUAGACCGGAUGAAAGACACGAUCGACAUUGAGGAGGGAUACACGUUCUCGAUGAACGAACUCAUCAUGCCCGACAUCGAUCCAUUACCCGGAGUCUUGAACACUGAAAAGACCCUGAUGGAGCUUGUGGGAAAGACCAAUGAUAGGAUCCGCCUCGCAAGGAAUCGCAUACUCAACGAGAAGCUGAUCAUCCUGCGCGACUUCCAGAUCAACGAAACCCUACCGGCGCUGCUACAGAUGUCCGAGAUCUACAACAAGGUGAUGGACAGCAUCGCCACGCUGUACGGUUUCUCCGGUGCCGCAACGAUGUACCACAUCAUCAAGUCGGUCUACCACGAGUUUGCAGUCAACGGGAACAAAAUGAGCGUCGAAAACGACAAGCGGGUGAACGAUAUGCUCCGUUCCUACACUCUGAGCAUCCGACAUGUGAAGGAGAAGGAGGAGAACAUAGGAAAGGCCAUCCACGCCCUCCUCUCAGCGGUCGAGGGCAUGAUAGAGCGCGUGAAGAUCCAGAACAAACCCAACGAAUCCGCAAAACAAGCGAAGGCCAUGAGACACGUCAUCGACACAAUCAAGAACCGCACCAACCAUGCCAACCCCAUCGUUUCAGCCCGCUUCCAAUUGGGGCUGGAGGAUCCUGAUGGCAUCUUUCUCGGGAAACUGAAGUCGACCUCCGAUGCGACCAGGCCAAGGCGAGCGCGGGGCAACAACUCCGCGAGGGCGCGAUACCGGCUCCUCGUGUCCAUCCGAUCGCAGAUCAUUCGGCUCAACAACACCUUCAAGUCCAUUAAGGAGGAGCUCUACCACAUCAGCAUGAAGGGUUGUGAGGCAAAGGAACUUAGGGUUUAG
This is a messenger RNA of Guillardia theta CCMP2712, 1560 nucleotides long. RefSeq lists its product as hypothetical. The record is from RefSeq and is a predicted model, not a curated record. Lineage: Eukaryota; Cryptophyceae; Pyrenomonadales; Geminigeraceae. Bases 1 to 1560 code for a protein of 519 amino acids. The transcript is spliced from 2 exons.